This is a messenger RNA of Syzygium oleosum, 4036 nucleotides long. Its product is annotated as pentatricopeptide repeat-containing protein At5g65560. The record is from RefSeq and is a predicted model, not a curated record. Gene Ontology annotation, molecular function: protein binding. NCBI's taxonomy places the organism in Eukaryota, Viridiplantae, Streptophyta, Magnoliopsida, Myrtales, Myrtaceae. Bases 198 to 2972 code for a protein of 924 amino acids. The transcript is spliced from 6 exons.
CGAAAGCACCACCGGUCGGGUCGUCCUACAUUUCCGGCUGCAAGUUGGCGACGGAUCAUCACCGCUUUUCCUCCCUCUCAAAACUCAGUCGUAGGAGCCUCUCUGCAACGCGGCGUCGAACUCGCUCUCGAUCCGACCCCUCUGAAUCUCCACAUGCGCGCCACCGCCGUCGCGAAACCUUAGACCUCCCCCCUUCAAUGAGCGGGGUCGCCGCCGCCGCCGCCGCCGCCGCCGCCGCCCGAUGCUCCGCCGCGAGGAUGACGCCGGCCAUUUUCGGCCCCUGCGAUCCCGCCCCCUUCGCGCCCAUUUCUCUUGCCAAAGCUCUCUCCUCCAUCGCCCAUUCCACCGCUUGCGCCGCCGCCGACCCCGAGCCGUCGGAUGUCUCGUCUCAGCUUCUCUCGAUCCUUGCGUCCCGGAAUUGGCAGAGGAACCCUUGGCUCAAGAGGCUGGUCGCCUCGAUAACCCCGUCUCACGUUUCCUCCGUCUUGGCCUCCAAUCUCGACCCCAUGACGGCGCUCGGGUUCUUCAAUUGGAUUUCGCAGAGGCCCGGUUUCAGCCACAAUGUACGGUCUUAUUCGGCUUUGCUGGCCGUUCUGAUCCCGAACAAGUUUUUCGGUGUCGCUGAGAAGCUACGGAUCGCCAUGAUAAAAUGCUGCGGUUCGGUGGAUGACGCGCGGUUCGCGUUGGAGUUUUUGUCCCGGAUGAACGGGGAAGGUGAUUUGAGAUUUAAGCUUACCGUCAGAUGCUAUAAUACUCUACUGAUGGCAUUAGCGAAGUUUUUGAUGAUUGACGAGAUGAAAAAUGUGUACAUAGAGAUGUUAGACCUGAACGUUCUGCCGAACAUCUACACUUUCAAUACAAUGGUUAAUGCGUACUGUAAGUUAGCGAAUCUGGUUGAGGCAGAGAUUUACGUGAGAAAGAUUUCGGAGGCGGGUUUGAGCCCGGAUACAUAUACAUAUACCUCCCUGAUAUUGGGUCACUGUCGGAAGAAGGAUGUGAAUGGCGCCUAUAAGAUCUUUGUGCAAAUGCCGCAAAAGGGUUGUGCAAGAAAUGAGGUUUCAUACACUAUCCUUUUACAUGGUCUCUGUGAAGCUAGGCGGGUGGAUGAGGCUCUGAAGUUAUUUUCUCAGAUGGGGCAAGACAAUUGCAGUGCCUCUGUUCGAACAUAUACAGUUCUUAUAUGUGGUUUAUGUGAUUUGGGUAGAAUAUCAGAAGCAAUGGAUUUGUUUACGGAGAUGCCUGAGAGAGGUUGUGAGCCUAACCUUCAUACCUAUACUGUCAUCAUUGAUAGUUUCUGUAAGAACAAUAAGAUCAGUGAAGCCCGGAAAUUGUUGGAUGAAUUGUCGGAUAAGGGGCUAGUCCCAAGCGUUGUCACUUAUAAUGCUUUAAUUAACGGGUAUUGUAAGGAAGGAAAAAUAGGUGCUGCAUUUGAUAUUUUAGGUUUGAUGGAGUCAAAAAAAUGUAGUCCAGAUACUCGUACAUACAAUGAAUUGAUAGACUACUUUUGCAAGAAUAAGGAUGUGCACCAGGCUAUGGCAUUGUUUAAUAAGAUGACUGAGCGCAACCUCCCUCCAUCUAUCGUCACAUACAAUUCUUUAAUUCAUGGUCAAUGUAGACUAGGGGAGCUGGAUAAUGCUCAUAGGCUACUUAAAAUGAUGGAAGAAAGUGGUUUAGCUCCUGAUGUGUGGAGUUAUAGCCCUAUUAUGGAUACUCUUUGUAAGAGGUUGAGGAUUAAAGAAGCUGUUGCUUUAUUGGAUUCAUUGCAUGAGAAAGGUAUCAAAGCAAAUGAAGUGAUAUAUACAUCAUUAAUUGAUGGCUGUUGUGCAUCUGGACAACUUGUGGAUGCCCGUAGAUUGCUUGAGAGGAUGCUCUUGGAGGAUUGCAAGCCAAAUUCGUUUACUUACAAUGCUUUGAUAGAUGGAUUAUGCAAAGAGAAGAGAACACAAGAAGCAUUGAUGAUGGUGAAAAAUAUGCUGAAUCUGGACUUGAAGCCAAUGGUGUAUACUUAUACGAUUCUGAUUAAGCGGAUGCUUGCUGAAGGAGACUUUGACCAUGCUGAUAAGCUUUUAGACGAGAUGGUUUCCUUGGGAUAUCAGCCUGAUCUCUUUACUUACACAUCGUUUAUCUACGCAUACUGCUCUCAAUGUAGACUAUAUGAAGCAGAAAAUUUGAUUUCUAAGAUGAGAAGAGAGAAGAUUGAGCCAGACUCAGUUCCUUACACAUAUUUAAUUGAUGCAUAUGGGCGGUUGGGAUUACUUCAUCUAUCGUUUGAUGUUCUGAAACGCAUGUUUGAUUCUGGUUGUGUGCCUUCUCACCAUACAUAUGCUCUUUUGCUUCAGCAUUUUUUAGAUGAAAAUCGGGUGAAAGGGGAAAACCUUGCGAUCAGAAGUAAUGUUUUGACGUCAAAUAUCUCAGCAAUUGAUAAAGCAGAUGUGUGGAGGAUUGUGGAUUUUGGAACUGUUCUGAAGUUUUUCGACAAAAUGCUUGAACAUGGUUGUGCUCCUAAUGUCAACACUUACGUAAAGAUCAUUAUAGGACUUUGCAAAGUGGGCCGCCUUAAAGUAGCGGUUGGAAUAGUCAACCAUAUGAGAGAGAGAGGCAUGAAUCCUGAUGAAAAAACUUACAAUGCUCUUGUUUGCUGUUGUUGUGAGAAGGGAGAAUACAGAGAAGCAAAGAAGAUGACAGAGGCUAUGAUCGAGCAUGGUCAUUUACCCCGUCUGGAGUCUUCUAAGCUGCUUAUAUGUGGCCUAUAUGAUCAGGAGGAUGAUGAAGAGGCUGAACAUUUUUUUCGUAGUCUCUUAGUUUGCGGGUACAAUCAUGAUGAACUAGCCUGGAAGCUUCUAGUCGAUGGGCUACUUAAGAAGGGUUUUGUAACGAGAUGCUCAGAUUUGCUGCAGGUCAUGGAGAGGAAAGGCUGCCAACUGCACCCUCAAACAUAUACAUUGUUGAUUGAGGGACUCGAUGGGACGUAAAUUGAAAUAAAUUAUUAUUUUGACUGGAGGCUACUGGCAUUCCUGUUACCAGAAACAAUGUCGUUUCCUUCCUCAUCCAUCGUUUUAAAGAACGGGAAAAAAUGACUGCAUAUCAUGGACGACCCUGAACACAUGUUGAUUUGCAGCUGGAAGGAGUACUCUUGCAUCGGGGGUAAAAAGAAUAAUUGGAAACUGUUGCACAACACUGCCCUCUGCAACAGGAUAAAUAUUGGAAGGAUGAUUGACAAAUAGAAGUAUGUCAGAGUCAACCUACAUGGAAACCAAUUCUUGGGAAGCACAUGCAAUAGUUUAUGAAUAUCCGUUGUGUAAGUUUGCAGGAAAAUAGAAAGACCUUGUUCAGAGAAUGCUUACCUCAAUACCUAGGAAGUACUGCAACAGCCUGUAUCCUUGAUUUGGAAAUGAUGAUGAAGAUGGCUUCUCAGUUGAGCAGUACCAUCUAUAUUUUCUCAGGGCAUGCUUGGUUUUUGAAGCAUCGCUGAUUCUCAAGAAUCAGAGUUUUAUAGCCAGUGUGGAAGAAUGAAAUGAACUUGAUUUAUCUAAUUUAAAGGAUGAGUGGGGGGGCCUCUGGAAAAUCUACUGUUCCAAUGAGGUCUUACUCUGUUGGUUCCUGGUCCUUAACGCUUUGUUUGUUGAAUCAAUCUGUGGUAGUUAUGUUCUUGGAGAAUUGCAGCUACUAGUGAUCGUGUCUGGCUCCUGAAAAUGCUGAUUUUGAUGGAAAUCUCAUAUGAUGUGCUGGAUGCAACCAAUUCUUACCCAGUUUACAAGUAUGCUACAUCAUCAAAGGAAGAGGGGGAAGAACAGUACCAAGCUACAAUCACUUUGUACCAUCCACCAACCUCUUAUACUUCUACCUUGUUUCCCCUUUGCAUGCGCCUAUGGGUCCUUACAUUAAGAAAUCACUCAUUAUUCAUUUUGCCUUCACAGAAUCACAAAUAAUGGCAUUUUUGCAGUUAUAGGGUAUUUACUAUCUGUAUUUGCCAAUGUCUGGGGAUUUACGUCAUUGUUAAUGCAAAUGGAAUGUGAGUGUAACUUUUCUUGGUUUA